CAACCCCUAAAAAUAAAAUAAAUUGAGAUUUUUCGCACAAUUUUCUCGUCGUUUCCAUUAUUUUCUCUCUUCUUGACUCGGUCGACGAAAUUCACCAACCCGUUCUCUCUUUCUCUUUCUCUCUUCUUUGAAUUCCCAAAGUGAUUGAAUCAAAAACUUCGUUUGAUUACAAUUCGAUUUCCCCCACACAAAAAAAGAGAUCUUGUUUUAAUUUCGCGGCGAGGGUUCGGUUUGGCUUUCCCGUUGAUCGCGUUGUUCUUCUUCUUCUUUGGUGAUUCAAUUUCUUCAAUUCAAUCAAAUUCGUAUCUUUCUUCUUCUUUGAUAAUGUUUAGGAUUUAGGUUUCGUAAUUUCUGAAAACCCUAGUUUAGUUUUUGUUCGAGAAAAAAGAAAAGGAAAACAAAAAAAAAAAGGAAAAAUCAAAUUUAUUCAAUUCAUUCUUUUUGUGUUACCCAAAUUCGGUUGUUAAUACGUCUCAAUUUCGAAUUUCUUUUCUAGGGUUUUUUAGGGUUCCAAGGAAGCUCUCAAAAUUUCUGGUGCCUAGUAUUUUUUUGUUGCCAUCUGAAAUCAAGAGUUUCCUUUUUCUCUCCAUAGAUCUAUUAAUUCAUCUUUCGAUUAUCCAAAAAAAAAAAUAACUUUUUAGUUUAUCUUCGGAUCUGAUCUAUCUUCUUUAGGGGGUUUUGAGUUUUUCUAGGGAUUGUGUACAAAAGAGGGAUUUUUUUGGUUUUGUUAGGUUUAAAGUGUAUAUAGAGAUUAAUAGAAAUGGCUUUAAAUUUUUCACAUAGACCUUUUUCUUCUCAUCUAUCUGAGGAACCAAUGAUGAUAGCCAAUGGGAAUUGGUGUUCAAGUUUCGAUAAUGGAAGGAAGAAUACUGGAGGAGAUGCUUCUUCUGUUGAUAUACUUGAUGUUUUGCCAUCUGAUCCGUUUGGUAUGGAUAUCAACAAUACUUUCACGGCUAUUACUGGAUGGCUUGAGGAUUUGGAGGAUGAUUAUAAUAACCAAUAUGGAAGAAGAAGAAGAGAUGACAUUUGGAUUGGUGAUGGAAACCGUCAGCAGCUGUUUGCUGGAUUGAGUUUCUUUUGGAACAAUGCAAUGCAGUUUCAGAGUAGUGGUUACAGUUAUGGAUCAGAGUCAUUGUUUGGUGGGGCGUUUGAUGGGUCUCUGUUUUCCACAUGUAAAUUCCCUGAAAGUAGUGGGGAAAAUAAUGGGUUUGGAGGGGCAUUAGAUGGUGAUGGAUCUUGUCAUGGUGCUUUCAUAUCUGCUAGUAGUGUUGAUGAGGUAUUGAGCCAUGAGAAUGCGAGGAAUGGUGAAGUUGUAGGAAGUAGUGAUCGCUGCAAUAAUGGAGAAGAGGAUGCGUAUGUUCAUCCAGCGAUUGGUUUUUGUCUUUAUCACUUGCGAGGGAAGGAUCUUCUUUCAGUUAGUAUGGUUUGCAAGUCUUUGCAUACUACUGUUUGUGAUGACACGUUACUUUGGAAGCAUAUCCACAUUUGUCGACCGUUGAAUGAGAAGAUCACGGAAGAGGCUCUACUGCAUUUAACUGAGAGGGCUCAGGGUACUAUGCAGUGUUUGAGGAUCGUAGAUUGCUGUAGAAUUACUGAUGAUUGUCUUAAGCGGGUGGUGGCGCGCAACCGACAAGUAGUCAAGAUUGGUGUGCCUGGAUGCACAAGGAUAACUAUCGAUGGUAUUUUGAGCGUCUUGAGGGAUCUGAAGUCUGCGGGAAAGCUUCAAGUGAAGCAUUUACAACUUCGUGGCCUCUUUGGAGUGACUAAAGAUCACUACGAUGAACUGAUUGACUUGUUGAACAUUGACAAUAAAGUCAAGCAGACUAUUCAGAAGCCGCGUUUUUACCAUAGAGGAGAAGCUUGUGUGUCCUGUGAUGAUGACCGGGCACUAGAUAUUGAGAUGUGCCCAAAGUGUCAAAAUUUUAAGCUUGUGUAUGACUGUCCAGCAGAAGAUUGUAAAGGGAAAAAGAAAGGUUCUGAGGAAUGCCGUGCUUGUUCUCUUUGCAUACAGAGGUGUUAUCAUUGUGGUCGGUGCAUCAUUGACACUGAAUACGAAGAAAUGUUUUGUUUAGAGCUUUUGUGUGCUGUUUGUUCGAAGCCGACCCCUAAGUUAACUCUCUAGGUAUAAAAUUCCAUCUGAGCCUUUCUCUUCUCUAUGAUUGAAUGACUCAGUCUCCACGGUUCAAUGGAGAUGAUCUUCAACUAUCUCUAGAACCUUUUUUUUUUUAAACAAUAAAAAUAUGUUCCAUUUCAUAUUUGUUGAACACUCUUAUCUUUAUUAUUGGAGAUCUAUUAAAAGUUUGCAUCUUUGGGUUGUUCUUGUUCUUCAUCUAAUAAUCAAACAAGAGAGAUCAUUUAUGUAAAUUUAAGAUAAGCUUUGACAAAU
Arabidopsis thaliana (thale cress) is the source of this 2386-nucleotide messenger RNA. RefSeq names its product Ribonuclease inhibitor. Gene Ontology annotation, biological process: protein ubiquitination. The transcript has 2 exons. The coding region runs from base 761 to 2122 and encodes 453 amino acids. NCBI's taxonomy places the organism in Eukaryota, Viridiplantae, Streptophyta, Magnoliopsida, Brassicales, Brassicaceae. The record is from RefSeq and is marked reviewed.